AUGGCAUUCGAAAACUUCGGUUUUAACUCAAUAUCGUCCUUGCUUGAAACUAUUCAGCAACACAUUGCUGAAAUUGAUGCGAAAAACGAAGAGCUUGAAGAAAAGAUAUCGGAGUUUGAGCAACGCGCCAGAUUGGAUGUACCGAAUAACCAAGAAACACAGGAAAACAUGCAGCAAAAUCAGUCGGAUGGUAGUAAUUCGGAUGAAGAAAUUGAAGAAUUCCUGCGUGAGUUGUACGCAUUUAACGGCGAAGCGGAGGCGAACGGAUUAGCACCAGCGGAUGCAGCGGAUGCAGUGGAUGCAGCUAAUGCAGUGGAUGCAGCGAAUGAAGUGGAUGCAGCUAAUGCAGUGGAUGCAGCUAAUGCAGUGGAUGCAGCUAAUGCAGCGGAUGCACAAAAUCAUCAGUAG
Brugia pahangi is the source of this 408-nucleotide messenger RNA. The record is from the annotation of a GenBank genome assembly. Lineage: Eukaryota; Metazoa; Nematoda; Chromadorea; Rhabditida; Onchocercidae.